Molecule: messenger RNA, 1215 nt
Organism: Penicillium maclennaniae
Lineage: Eukaryota; Fungi; Ascomycota; Eurotiomycetes; Eurotiales; Aspergillaceae
Product: translation initiation factor eIF5
Exons: 2
Coding region: 1-1215 (404 amino acids)
Biological process (GO): formation of cytoplasmic translation initiation complex; formation of translation preinitiation complex; translational initiation
Cellular component (GO): cytosol
Molecular function (GO): eukaryotic initiation factor eIF2 binding; GDP-dissociation inhibitor activity; translation initiation factor activity
Source: RefSeq, a predicted model, not a curated record
AUGGCUACCGUCAACAUUCGCCGGGAUGUCACCGAUCCCUUCUAUCGCUACAAGAUGGAGAAACUCCAGUCCAAGAUCGAGGGCAAAGGCAACGGUAUCAAGACCGUCAUUUACUUUGGUUUCGAGCUCGGCGCUCAGGCCAAUGCUAAGCCUACCGAUGAACGUUGGAUUAUCAACGGCGCCCACGAUGCCAACAAGCUCCAGGACUACCUUGAUGGGUUCAUUUCCAAGUUUGUGCUUUGCAAGAAGUGCAAGAACCCCGAAACCGAAGUCAGCAUCAAGGACGAAAAGAUUAUUUUGGACUGUAAGGCUUGUGGCCAGCGCACCGAUGUCGACCCCCGUCUCAAGCUCAGUACCUUCAUUGUCCGUAACCAACCCAAGCCAGGCAAGAAGGAGAAGAAGGACAAGAAGGCUCGCCGGGAAGCCAAGAAGGCUCAAGCCAACGGCACCAACGGAGAUGAUGCUAGCCCCGGCGACAGCAACGGUUCGGAGCACGACGAAGAGGAUGGUGAUGAGGCCCUCGAGGCCCCUAGCGACGACGAGGUGCUCCGCCAGGCCCAAGCUAUCGAGGUGGAAGCCGAGAUCGCUGACGACGACUGGGCUCUUGACACCUCCGCUGAGGCUGUGGCAGCUCGCACCAAGGACCUCUCUGCGGACUUCAACCGCGCUGUUGUCCUUGACGAUGGCGAUGACGAAGCCGAUGGCCCUUCAGCCUACGAAGAGCUCGGCAGCUGGAUUCUCGCAACUGCAGAAGAGAAGGGCGGUGUGAGCGCUGUGACCAACGACGAGAUCGAGAUGAAGGUGAAGGACCUUCUCAUCGAUUCCAAGCACAAGACCUGCGCCGUUCUGGCUCAGAGCAUUUUCGACGAGAAUAUUGUUGCACAAAUUCCCGUUCGUGCUAAGCUCCUCAAGAGCCUCAUCACCUCUGAGCGCCACGAGAAGGCCUUCCUCGGCGGCACAGAGCGUUUCGUCGGUGUCGACCACGAUUCCGAAACUCGCAAGACUCUGAAGAAGAAGAUCCCCGCCAUUCUCCACGGCUACUACGAGCACGAGCUCGUCGAUGAGGAGGUUCUCAAGGCUUGGGGUGCCAAGCCAAGCAAGAAAUAUGUGAAGCUUUCGAUCAGUAAGGAAAUUCGUGAGAAGGCUCAACCUUUCUUGGAGUGGCUGGAGAACGCCGAGACUGAGGAUGAGGACGAGAGCUCUGACGAAGAGUAG